AUCUACGUUGCAUUCAUUCUUUGCACUGAUAUUGCUGGGCGUGAUAAUUAUUGUUUAAUCCUCGCUUCGCUUGACACUAGGACUUAGCCUUAGGUUAACUUUGUUCCUAAUUUUGAUCUUCAUGCUGUCUUGAUCAUCGUACGUAAAAUGGCUAGUCAAAAAUAUGAAUUCACUGUGGAAAUGACCUGUGGAGGUUGUGAAGGUGCUGUUAAAAGAGUGCUUGGUCGUCUAGAAGGAGUGGAUAAUUUUGAGAUUAACUUGGAACAAAAGAAGGUUUAUGUGAGUACAUCUUUAUCAAGUGAUGUUGUACUUGAGGCUCUUAAGAAGACUGGAAAGGCCAUAACAUUUGUUGGAACAUGCUGAGGGAUAUUUCAAAAAUGUUCGAGGUAGCUUGGAUUGCUUUAGUCCUGCCAAAUUCACCUUCGAAAUCCCUUCGCUAAUGUGCCACAAUGAGAUUAAAUUGAAC
This is a messenger RNA of Lytechinus pictus (painted urchin), 466 nucleotides long. RefSeq names its product copper transport protein ATOX1-like. The transcript has 4 exons. The record is from RefSeq and is a predicted model, not a curated record. Gene Ontology annotation, cellular component: cytosol. Gene Ontology annotation, biological process: copper ion transport. Gene Ontology annotation, molecular function: copper chaperone activity; metal ion binding. NCBI's taxonomy places the organism in Eukaryota, Metazoa, Echinodermata, Echinoidea, Temnopleuroida, Toxopneustidae. Bases 148 to 363 code for a protein of 71 amino acids.